ACUGCUCCUUCCUACACACCUCUCCGGCAACCCCUCUCUCUCUCUCUCUCCUCUCCCCUUUGAUACAGAUCUCCAAUGGCGGCCACCACCGCCAAACUCACCAUUUUCACUCUCCUAAUUCUCUUCCACUACUACCACCACCCAGUCUCUUCUUCUUCUACUAGUCCAAUCAAAACCGUAGUGGUCCUCGUCAUGGAAAACCGUUCCUUCGACCACAUUUUAGGUUGGAUGAAAAAGCUUAACCCCAACAUCAAUGGAGUCACCGGCUCCGAAUCCAAUCCCAUUUCCACCACCGUCCCCAAUUCCCCUCUCGUCUACUUCCACAACCAAGCCCACUACGUCGACCCUGACCCUGGCCACUCCUUCCAAGCCAUCCGCGAACAAAUUUUCGGAUCCAACGACACCUCCCUCUACCCUGCCCCCAUGAACGGCUUCGUCCAACAAGCCUAUUCAAUGAACCCAAACAUCACCCAGGCGGUCAUGAACGGUUUCGUCCCUGAAAAAGUCGCCGUCUACCAAGCCCUAGUCUCCGAUUUCGCCGUGUUCGACCGGUGGUUCGCCGCCGUGCCGUCGUCCACUCAGCCGAACCGCCUCUAUGUCCACUCCGGCACCUCCGCCGGAGCCACCAGCAAUAUUCCGGCGAUGCUAGCGAAAGGAUAUCCACAACGCACGAUAUUCGAGAACCUAGAUGACGCCGGAUUGUCGUUCGGAAUAUACUAUCAGAAUAUUCCGGCGACUUUGUUUUACCGGAAUCUGAGAAAGCUCAAGUACCUAGGAAAGUUUCAUCCGUAUGGACUCUCGUUCAAGAGCGAUGCGAAGAACGGGAAGCUACCGAAUUAUGUUGUGGUGGAGCAGCGGUACACGGAUACUAAGCUGGAACCGGCUAAUGAUGAUCAUCCUUCGCAUGAUGUGUAUCAGGGGCAGUUGUUUGUGAAGGAGGUGUAUGAGACUCUCAGGGCGAGUCCGCAGUGGAAUCAAACACUGCUUAUCAUCACGUAUGAUGAGCAUGGUGGGUACUUUGAUCAUGUGGUUACGCCGACUCGUGGGGUCCCUAGUCCGGAUGAUAUUGUGGGACCUGAGCCGUUUUUGUUUAAGUUUGAUAGGUUGGGUGUCAGGGUACCAACCAUCAUGGUCUCGCCUUGGAUUGAGAAGGGAACUGUUGUCCAUGGACCCAACGGAAAGCCAUUUCCGACAUCAGAGUAUGAGCAUUCAUCCAUCACAGCAACAGUGAAGAACAUCUUCAACUUGACUUCCUUCCUGACUAAGAGGGAUGCUUGGGCUGGCACCUUUGAAAGCAUCGUCCAAACACGGACUGAACCCAGAACUGACUGCCCUGUGCAACUACCAACUCCGGUUCGGAUCAGGGAAGGCGAGGCCAACGAAGAUGCCAAGCUGAGUGAAUUCCAGCAGGAGCUACUACAGCUUGCAGCAGUGCUGAAAGGAGAUGAUAUUCUCACAAGUUUUCCUGGGAAUAUUGGGAAGGAAAUGACCGUGAAGGAAGGGAAGCAGUACAUGGAGGACGCAGUGAAACGCUUCUUCGAGGCAGGGAUUGCUGCUAAGAAAAUGGGGGUUGAUGAGGAACAAAUUGUGAAAAUGAUGCCCUCACUAACUACCAGAUCAUCAUCCAAACCCUAAACAAAAUAUUGUUGUAUCUUGCAUGUUGUAUUACAAAUUGAAAUGUAUUCUCACAUAAAUGCAAUAAAGUAAAGCAAUAGUGAAAGAAAUGAAGGUGAUGAUAAUAGCUA
Camellia sinensis is the source of this 1745-nucleotide messenger RNA. RefSeq names its product non-specific phospholipase C2. The record is from RefSeq and is a predicted model, not a curated record. Lineage: Eukaryota; Viridiplantae; Streptophyta; Magnoliopsida; Ericales; Theaceae. Gene Ontology annotation, biological process: phospholipid catabolic process. Gene Ontology annotation, molecular function: hydrolase activity, acting on ester bonds.